UGGCCGAGGGCCGUGGUCCAAUGAGGUUGCCGAUGGAGCCAAGCCGGAGGCCGGCUCGUGGAUGUUAUUGAGGCGGCGGAAUGCGGCGAGCCGCCGGCAGCGGGCCGCUGCUCCGGGCUUGACCGCACGCCUCGGCCACACUUCGGCCCGUCGACGCAGCUGCAGCCACUGCAGGCCACACAGAUAACCGGAAGUGAGGAUAGAAAAAGAUGCUGGGCUCUGACAGAGGGGUUGUGGAGGACUGGCUCUCCCAAUUCAAGACUCUCCCUGAAACUCAGAUAUCUACUUAUGCAGCAACUCUCCACCAGAACAAUACAAUAGUGCCAGCUCUUUACAAGGUUAUCCAGGAUUCCAACAAUGAGUUACUGGAACCUGUCUGUCAUCAGCUAUUCGAGUUGUAUCGGAGCGCUGAGGUGAAAUUGAAAAGAUUUACAUUACAGUUUUUGCCUGAACUGAUCUGGGGAUAUUUGCGCAUUAUAUCAAGCAGAGAGAGACACUGCAAUGGCUGCAUCGAAGCUUUGCUACUAGGUAUCUACAAUCUGGAGAUAGUGGAUAAAGAUGGAAAUAAUAAGGUCCUGUCCUUCACAAUCCCGUCACUGUCCAAGCCAUCAGUAUAUCAUGAGCCUUCAAGUAUAGGUUCCAUGGCCCUAACGGAGGGAGCACUAAGCCAGCAUGACCUAAUCCGAGUGGUGUACAGUGAUCUUCACCCUCAGAGGGAGAACUUCACAGCGCAGAACAGGUUUGAAGUGCUAAGUUUCCUUAUGUUGUGCUAUAAUUCCGCAGUGGUCUGCAUGCCUAAAUCCUCCUACCGCUCCCUCUGCAGUGUGUGCUCGAGGCUGUGCAUUACUGGGUUUCCACGACAACGGCAGAAGAUGUGGAGCGAGACUUGUGGUCGGGUAAUACUGGACCCAGAGUUCAUGGUGCAGUUGUUAACAGCAGUUUAUCAUGCAAUAUACGAUGGAGAGUGGGAGUUGGGCCAGGAGGCACUGGAGGACCUCUUGUAUAGGGCACAGUUAGAGUUGUACUCACAGCCGCUGUUGGUGGCUAAUGCAAUGAAGAGCUCAUUGCCUUUUGAUGCUCCUGACGUUUCUAAAGUGGGUCGGAAGUGCCUGCAGGUAGAAGUUACACCAACGGUACCCAGGAUAUCCCGUACUGCCAUCACCACUGCUUCCAUACGAAGGCAUCGCUGGAAGAGAGAAAAUUGUGUUGACCUCCUAUUUGAUGCUGAGUCAAGCGACCCCACCUCCCUAACCUGUGACUCGUCUGAAUUGACCGGAGAGCGCAAGAGGAAUGGGGAGGGGAUGCCAGUGGCGCCCAAGCACAGUCAGCAAGAACCAGCAGCUGUGGCAACGGCAGAGGAUCUGAAUGCUGCAAGCGGAGGAGAGGAACCUGUCCACAUCACUGACGCAGACGAGGGAUUCUCAUCGGGGGCAUCUAGCAGCAGCCAGCCAACUGGGUCCAAGAGCAGCAGCCUAAAGAAAGGCCCCGGUGGAUUAUUGGGCAGGGAUCAGGCAGAGGGCAGCCGCAAGCUCCCAGCAGCCCGCUGUGCUGCCGACACCAUGGAGUUGACGCCAGUGAAGAAGCACCUCCUGGCGGCGAGUGGUGUGGCAGUGCCUAAGGCAGGAGCUGUUGGCCUGGUGCGGACGGCCAGCACCUCCUCCACCAAAUCCUUCGAUCGGGUAAACGGGAGCCAGACCUUGGAUGGGGCCUCCAAUCUGGCCGUCAUUAACGCCAACAGGUUCUCGACCAUCAGUCUCCAGGAGGAGAGGCUGGGCCGAGGUAAUGAGGCCAAGGAUCUGCUCUCCCCUGGAGCCCCUCUUACCAAACAGUCCAGGUCGCCCAGCUUUAACAUGCAGCUCAUUUCCCAGGUGUAGGCAGGCACUGCCUUCCUUGUCCAAUCAAUAAUGUCUGGGUAUCCUUUUUAAACACCAUUCUCUUUUGGGAGUUGUCCCGCUGUCCCCUUCUCCUUCUUUCCCCAAUUCCCUCCCAAAACCUAUCACCCCUCCCUGACUUUCAGCUCUAUUUUAUUCCAAGUGAUGAUACUGUGCAGAAUAAAGAAACUAUUUUGUACUGGAAGAGCAAUAAAGGAGUCUGUAGGAAGCAGGCUGUGGUGUGACGUAUGUCCCCACAUUCAGUCUGUUCCCUACCUCGUCUUCGGGUGAUGUGCAAUCCAUUGGUACCAGUCUUGACUGAGUACUGGAACUUGUCCAUUUCUAUCUGACCUUCCACGGCAGGCGAUUCUCGGUUUGUCCAGCGCUGUCUUUCAAUUUGUACAGCUUGACACUGACCUAUUUCUUCAGAAUACACUAUGUUGCCUUCAGAAAGGCCCAAACGUUCUUUUGCUUGCCCAUACCUGAAUACAUCAUUAAAGAAAAGAGCAACGUUUAUAUCGCCGCUAACGGGCAAUGUCACUGAAAGAACAUUUUCAUGAAACUAUUUGAGAACCCCGUGAACACGUAACAGCUGCAAAUCACUGACCAUAGUUUGCUGAGGUGACCAAACCCACUUCACUAAGCUUCACCUUUUGACACAAAAAAAUUGAAAACUUGUCUCCUUGCACAGCAUCCAAUCAAUAUUUAAUUGGAAUGCUUAACUGUGUAGAGCCAAGAGAUGUUUAAACCAUAAAUAGUAGUAGUUUCUCAUUUCUCCCCAUCCCCCACUAGUAUGUCUCAUAAUGGGCUAGCGUUGCACUGAUAGUUGAAGAAGUGAAAUUGCACUAUAGUACACAUAGACACAAUCUAAACCGCGAUGAGAUUUGGAGUAUUAAGCAAAGACUGGCCCAUUUGGUACUUGUAAAACAGCAACAUAAAUGUUCCCUCCCUUUCAUUCGGAUUCUUUAUUAAUAUAGGUAUUUAACCCUCUGGGGCUCAGAUGCCCAGGGUCACUGGUCCCUAGAGCAUAUCAUUCUCCAAUAGCUAUUUGUUGUAUAAUGUAUUAAUUGGGUGUGUAACUGUAAGAGCCUUUUGUGGGAGUGUACCCACUUUUGUGCACACUUCCAGUACUGGGUACGGAUCUCUCACUCUUAACCUUGUAAGGAUGUGUAUGCCUGUAUGUACAUUUGACUGUCUGUUUCUACCUAUACAUCCAUGUGUCGUGUACCAUGGAUGGUUCCUGAUGAAUAGUUGUCACAAAUGUGCAUGGAUAUCUGCACUAAAGCCCAAGGGUUCUUGAAUGAUGUUGAGGGAGCUGGCUCCAUAUUCAGCACAAGUCAGGCCUGGGCCUAUGGCAAUAACUUGAGUCAUUGUUAUGAGCUUGGAGCUGAUACUUAUUGAGAUAAAAUAUUUUGUUUUUUCUCUUUCUGGAGGUCUUGAUACUUUAAGUUGCUUGAUCAUCUCUCAUGAAUAUCACUCCACUUCCUUGAUAGGUUUUGUUGGGAAAAGCCGCAGUGACAGCUGGUACCUGAAAAUGCAUUUUUUAUUUUAAUCCAGCCCUGGAGAGAACAGGAAUGGGGUUCCCUGGGGUCAAAAUGCUUUCAGGUUAUGCUUUGGCUAUGUUCGGAUUUCUGUUUUUAGAAACCGUGGGAGGAAACAUUGAUUAGAUUUCUGUAUAAGCCUUUGGUAAAUUUUGUAUAUUCCUGGGUGUCUUAUGUUUGUAUCCUGCCUGCAGGAUGUCCAGCUGCUGUAAUAUGUUUAUAAAUACCAGUCGGCUACCAAUCAUGCAGCAACUCCCAACCUAAGAAGUAAUGUAGUUUUGCUCCAUGGCCCAAAAUUAGCCUUUGCUUGCAAGCACGCUCUAGAAUCUGUACUCCAUUCUCCUGGUAAAGGAAUGUUUGGGAUCCUUGGAAUGUAAAACCUCACUGCCUCUCCCAACCAGUACACUGCCAGGCCAAUUUGUCUGGCCAAGGAAAGUUCCCUGAGCACUUGCUUCCAAUUUGGAGACCACGGUAUGGUGUGGUGGAGACCACAGACAGGUGUGGUGGAAUCUCUGCCUCGGGUCAAUGUUUUAAAGAGGUAAACUUGGAUUUGAUUAGGCUGCUGCCUGGCCUUUGCGAGUACUAUUGGAUCAAUUCUUGGUAUGCAUCGUCUAGCUAUAACUGAUAUUAAGUUAUCCAUUCAAAUGAUUUUGUUUUGCACACUUUGAUUUUUACAUUCCGCCAUGGGUUGGGUGCUUGAUAGCCUGGGAUCGGGCCACCUUUUUUACGUUCCAACUUUGUUUCACAAGUGACCAAGGUAAUUAGCCAAGUGAUUUGAAUUAUCCAGGGCUCAGUCAGUUGGUCUUGAAGAGGUUAUAGGAGUUACAGCAACGGGUUGAUUGAGCAACACGGGUAAUUAAUUUGGGUUUAUUCUGUCUGGAAAUAGGGCAGUGCCCCUUCGAACAUUGUCGGCUCUCCCCGUUUAUAGAGCUGAUGGACCUGUAGGAAUCAACCCAUUCUCUACAAAUUUAAUGCUGUGUUUGUUUGGUCUUCCGUCUUGGUGCUUGUGAACAAAUAUCAAUAGAAGUAUUUAUUUUGCCCAAAGAAUGUUCAGCUGCAGUGAUAAUAUGUCCAGUGAAGUUGAUCUGACCAGUGUGGAUCUGACUUUAGCUGGAGGCUACGUAUGGGAGAGGAAUGUUCCUCAUUCCUCCCAGCUGGGUUAAGCUCAUAGUCUACUGAAAACUGGAGAGUACGUCAAGAGUAAAAUGCUCCUGUGUUCCUGAGAAAUUCUCAAGGGACUGGGAGCUGUACUUUAAUGGGAUAAUAAUAGCAAAAGUAGAAUCUAAUGGAAAUUCGAGUGUUGCCGUUUGGAUUGGUGCAUGUAUAUCUGUCAUUCUUUGAUCAAAAAUCUUUUUUUAAAUUAAAAAUGAGCUGUACUGUUAAUGCAAGAUGUGAAUGUGAUAUUGUAAAUACUUGUCAGAUUAAAGAUUUUAAAUGUGUAAAUACAGAUGUAUAAACAUUCAGAUCCAUCUGCAAUGCAGAGAAAUUAUCUAUCUGUAAUCUCAUUUCCUGGAAUAAAUACUGUGCUGUUUCUGCA
Leucoraja erinaceus (little skate) is the source of this 4949-nucleotide messenger RNA. Its product is annotated as hyccin 2-like. NCBI's taxonomy places the organism in Eukaryota, Metazoa, Chordata, Chondrichthyes, Rajiformes, Rajidae. The coding region runs from base 210 to 1874 and encodes 554 amino acids. The record is from RefSeq and is a predicted model, not a curated record. The transcript has 12 exons. Gene Ontology annotation, biological process: phosphatidylinositol phosphate biosynthetic process; protein localization to plasma membrane. Gene Ontology annotation, cellular component: plasma membrane.